Molecule: messenger RNA, 1547 nt
Organism: Ixodes scapularis (black-legged tick)
Lineage: Eukaryota; Metazoa; Arthropoda; Arachnida; Ixodida; Ixodidae
Exons: 1
Coding region: 1-1158 (385 amino acids)
Source: RefSeq, a predicted model, not a curated record
AUGUUCUCCUUCAUUCUCCUCCGCGCUUUGCUCCCGGUGCUGGCUUCCUCGGACGGCACGACAGCAUGCACAAUCUGGAACAACGAAGACCAAGCAAGCAGCUACCACCCGGCCAUCAGCAACGCCUCGUCACGUCCGGCAGACUCGUCACUCAAGCAAUUGAUCCUCGGCCAAGUGUGGAGGGCCCCAUCGUCAUCAACAGCCGCUUACCCGCCCACUAUAAACCAGCCGACGCAGCCGAUGUCGCUCUGUGGGCUCGGUGGCUGUGCCACAACGCAGACCACUAAUCCGUUCAACUUUUUCGUGCAGGUUAGUAAAUCGUGCAGUCUUUUCUCUAAAAAAACAAGUAACUACUUUUUGAUACAGCUGCCGAGCCCGCAGUGUUGCGUUGUCAUUUCGAUUGAGUGCUUCCAUGUCAUCCGUUCCUUGCUGUUGCAAUCGGGGGACAUCGAAACUAAUCCUGGUCCUGAUACUAACGCCAUACUAGCCGAGCUAAAAAAACUAUCCACCGGUCAAUCGAAAUUACUUGCAGAGGUACAAGACCUUAAAACCCAGCUAUUAACAACAGAUAAAGCGAUAUCAGAUUUAAGCGGGCGCAUGACUGCGCUCGAAAACCAUUAUCAAAAUCUCGCCCCCGUGCGCACCGAAUUAGAAAAUGUAAAAAUCGAGACGGCUCAGACGGCCCGUUUGGUCUGUGGCUUGGAGGCACGCUUCGACGAUGCCGAAAAUCAUUCUCGACGCAACAACCUCAUUUUCUAUGGCAUCCCUAACUCCACUGGACCAGAAACGUUUGCCCAAUCAGAACAGCUCGUCAUCCGGCACUGUCGUGAUCACUUGAACAUAACCAUAGACCCCAAAGAAAUAGAGCGUGCACAUCGUCUUGGACAUCACACAUCUGACCGCCCUCGCCCAGUAAUCGUUAAAUUCACGUUCUAUAAGACAAAAGACACCAUACUAUCUAAUGGCCGCAAGUUCAAAGGAACAAGUUUCAGUGUUGGCGAAGACUUUUCUCGGCCCGUCCAAAAUGCUCGCAAACACCUACUUGCGUUUGCAAAAAGCAAAAAUACGCCGUUUUCUUUACGGUUUAAAACACUACUUAUGGGCCCGAAACGCUAUAUUUUUGAUGAACCAUCACAGACAGUAAGGGAAACAGCAUAGCAAUUGCCCCGUCAGAAGAAAAUAACAGCCCCCUCUCGGAAUUCUACCAAAACUAAUCUUUCAUUUUCCGUAAUCUUCACCAACGCGCGAAGCUUUCUUCCGAAACGAGAAAUUUUGUCUAAUCUCGUGUUGUCCUCUUGUAGUAAUUUGUUGAUAUUAACCGAAACCUGGCUGUCUAAAGAAAUCACUGAUGCUGAAGUUCUGGCCGAUUUGCCGGACUUCCGCCUUUAUAGAAAUGACCGCCAAGCCACACGAGGAGGAGGUGUUCUCAUCGCCGUACACCAGCAGUUGUCAUGUUCUAUUGUUAACAUUACAUCCGACCUUGAAAUACUAUGGAUCAUAUGUCGCGCUUCACCUCAGACGGUUCUUUUGGGAGUCUGCUACAGGCC